This is a messenger RNA of Drosophila biarmipes, 1383 nucleotides long. RefSeq names its product dnaJ homolog subfamily B member 14. Gene Ontology annotation, biological process: cellular response to misfolded protein. The coding region runs from base 268 to 1302 and encodes 344 amino acids. Gene Ontology annotation, molecular function: Hsp70 protein binding. Lineage: Eukaryota; Metazoa; Arthropoda; Insecta; Diptera; Drosophilidae. The record is from RefSeq and is a predicted model, not a curated record. The transcript has 3 exons. Gene Ontology annotation, cellular component: endoplasmic reticulum membrane.
AUACAUACAUAUAUACGAACUCCGAAUUUAGUUGACUUUUUCCAAAUGCUCAAACGUAUGCGGUUCAAAUAUCUCAAACAAAAUUAGCAUUUAAGUUCGUAUCUGUCGAAGUACACUCAAACAAACAGUCACCUAUGUUUCAUACCACUUUGGUUACCACUGUAUUGUAUUGUCCCAAACCAACCAAAAUUAAAAGUUUGCAAACGAACAAAGAAAAACGAAUACUUUUUGUCUACUCACGCUGCUGGGAGGAAAGGAGGAAAAAGGAUGCCGGAACCGAGGAAGAAGUGCGUCGACCAAGUGGUGGGUGACCUGUGCCUGGGCGACUACGAGCAGGCCCUGCGGCGUUUAAACGAGGUGUUGGAGGGCGAGCAGGAGCACUCGGAGAUCCUGGCUCUGCUGGAGCUAAAGAACAUCGUGGUGCGACUGCGCCUGAAGGGCGAGGCUCAGAGGACGAUCGGACCCACCCGCCUGUCGGACGCCAUGCCGCACGGAUUCACCCUGGAUAUGCUGGACGUGGUGCAGAAGGUGCUGCGUUGCCGCAACCACUACGAGGUGCUGCGCGUCUCGCACCAUGCCACCUACUCGGAGGUGAAACGGGCCUACCACAAGCUGGCUCUGCGCCUGCAUCCCGACAAGAACCGAUCUCCCGGCGCCGAGAAGGCCUUCCGGCGGAUCAGCGAGGCGGCCGACUGCCUCACGGACUGCCAAAAGAGGAUUGAGUAUAACAUAGCCACCGCAGUGGGCGACUGUAAUCGUUUGGAGCAAGAGGACUAUCAGCGCGAAAGUGCAGGCGAAGAUCAGGACACCGUUCAUCGAAGACCGUAUCAGGCGGCCAAUCAGCGGAUGCCGCAGCGGCAGUCUCUCUACCAAACCGAGCAGCUCGUCAUCGGAGUGGUGGCCGCUCUGGUUUUCCUCUUCAUCACCAUGCACUACAUAGCAGCCGCGCCUGCCUACAGCUUCAAGCCAACCAGAACCCACAGUUUUCGCCGUGUCAGCCAGGCGAACCGUAUAGCCUACUACAUGAACCCGAAAAACCUAGAGAAAUACUCGGAGCAGCAGUUGGCCAAGCUGGAAAUAGAAAUCGAGGAGUUGUACAUAUCGGAUCUCAAGCAGAACUGCAAGCAAGAGCGAAGCCUGCGGGAAACGCUGCUGCUCAGGGCGAGGCAGGGGAACAACCAGAAGCUGCUGCAGCAUGUCAGCCAGAUGCCCACUCCCGCCUGCCAGGCGCUGCUCCAGCUGGGAAAGUCCGGACACAGUCCACUGCUGCUGGAGAAUAGCUCUGCGAGGGAGGAAGACUAGGCGGGGUGGAUUUCUAGUGCUACACAUAAGGCUUAGUUAGUUGUGGAAAUAAAGGAGAAUUUGUAAAAUUGUAAAGGGUUG